Caenorhabditis angaria is the source of this 2221-nucleotide messenger RNA. Lineage: Eukaryota; Metazoa; Nematoda; Chromadorea; Rhabditida; Rhabditidae. The record is from the annotation of a GenBank genome assembly.
AUGGAACACUAUAUGCCUCAAAUUUUCUGGCAUGACAGAAAAGCUUUAUUAUCUGUGGAUCUUCAUAAAACUGUGAAAAACAACAAGUAUAAAAUAGUCACUUCAAGUGUUCAAAAAGAGGUAAGGUUUUCUCUAAUUUAUUGAUUUUUCAAUGUAAAACUAGUUUUUCAGGUUCGAAUCUGGCAAUUCGAAUUCGAAAACACUGAAAAGUUACCAGUUGCUCCAUUAGCUGUUACUUUUCUGGCAAACUUGUCUGGUCAUAACUCAGCAAUUAAUCAGGUUAAAUUCAGUCCAAAUUCUGAACGUAAGAUUCUCAUUUAAAAAAGUAGUAUUCAAGAAAAUGUUUGUUUCCAGAGAAUUUACUAGCAUCGGGUGAUUGUGAUGGUAGAAUAACAAUUUGGCAAAUGAAUGAUAGUCCACCACCUCCACCAAAAGAUGAAUUGCCACCGAAUAAAGAAAAUUGGAUUCGGUUCAAGGUGAUUUGAAUAUUUUAGCUAUUCGAGAUACUCUAGAAAAAGGCCCUGGGGGCGGAAAUCUAUGCUUCGAACAUAAUUUUUCUUUCAGAUUUUAAAUCAUGACAGUGAUGUUAGUGCACUUUGUUGGAAUCCAGAUGGAACACAAAUUGCAUCAGUUUCAAAUGACGAUUGUUUAUAUGUUCAUAAUGCUUUAACUGGUAGGUUUUUACCAAAUGAUUUAAAUUUAAUAACUAUUUUUCUCAAAUAGCUAAACGUAUGUUUGUUCUUCGAAACUUUCGUCAUUUUCCAAAUGGGAUUUGUUGGGAUCCACUUGGAAAAUAUAUAAUAACAAUGUCGGCUGAUAGAAAAAUGGAUAUUGUUGAUGCAAUCAAAGGACAAAGAAUCAAACAUUUUUCAUCUGCUGAAUUACCAUUGAAACAAUUGCAAAUACAAAAUAGUCUUGAAGACAAAAAACUAUUCAAAUUAUUUCACGACGAUCAAUUAUUCAGUUUCCAAAGAGGAGUCGUUUUUUCACCAAAUGGAGAAUUAGUUGUUGCGCCGUGUAAGUUUUUUAAAUUUGUUUUGAAUUUCAAGAAAACGUAUGACGAGGAUACGAAAAAUUUUAGCUGCACAUUUGGAAUUGGGAUCGAGUGAUUUGUUCGGUUUGUAUGUUUUCAAACGAGAAGACUUGGCAAAGUAAGUUUAAUUGCAUCUAAUUAGUUUUCAUUAUGAUUUUUUGAUUUUCAGAGAUUCGCCUUCUGCUUUUUAUCCAACUACGAAACCGACAUUUUUGAUAAAAUUUUCACCAGUGGUUUUCAAUUUGCUCGAUUCGGCUACAAACUUUUUGGGGUGAGGAAAAAUGUUUUCUAAUCUUUCUGAAAAAACAGGGCUCUGAUUAAAAUCGCGCAAAAAGUCUAACUGAUAUUGAUCGAAAUCAAAAAGCUUGAUAAUUUUUAUUUUUAAAAAAUCUCAUAAAGAAAAUAUUUCAUAAUUCAAAAGGGCGAAUAUAUGUCCCUUUCGAUUCCGAUCAGGCUGAAACUAAAUAUCCGAGACCUCAUAAUUUGAAAAAACAACCACCUAGAAAUUUCCAAAAUUUUCUUUAUUUUUUCCAGCCUUCCUUAUCGUCUCGUUUGGGCUGCUUUGACUCAAGAUACAGUUUAUUUCUAUGAUUCUCAACAUCAACAUCCAAUUGGAAUUGUCGAUAAUAUUCAUUAUAAUUCUCUAACUGAUGCUGCGUGGAGUAGUGAUGGAAUUGUAUUAGCUGUUUCAUCACUUGAAGGUUAUUGUAGUUUUAUCAAAUUCAAAAUUGAUGUUUGGGGAACAAAGGUAUAUCAAUUUUUGGCUUUCAGACGUCCUUUAGUUUCAUUUUUUCAGAUAAUUGAUCCAGUUCCAGUUUGUGUUUCUCCUUCGUUGAUCGAGGAAAAGAAAAAGAAGAGAAAAAGUUUGGCGACAGUUUCAGUAGUUGAAGAAGAAAAAGAAAUUGCACCAGUUGCUGUUGUUGCAAAAUCACCAUUCCGAAAAGAAGCUCCACCUGCAAAAGCUGUAACACCUCUCACCAAAUAUUUUAAAAUAGAUAAAAAUGAACCUGGCAAAGGGUGAGUUGUUAAGAAUUAAAAAAAAUUAUUUUCUAAACUUGCUACUACCCUGUAAACUUGUUAAUGACAUAGUUUUUCAGAUCUCCCAAAGAGACAACAGUGGUGGAAAAUCAAGAAGAGCCAGUUGCAAGAGAGAAAAAACGAAUCCAACUAGUUACUCUCAAUGAUUAA